AUGUUUCGCUCAUUACAAUCGCAACCACGUAUCAUCACCCUUUUCUGUGGUGAUAUGAGUCGUAAUCGUACAGCUACCAACAUCUUAAAUUAUUUACGUGAUAAACAAAAUGGAAAAGUAAUCGAUGUUGAAGUACAUGAUCAAUUUCCUACAAGAGACCAACUUCAAUAUAUGUAUAGAACUGAUUCAAAACUAUUGAGUCAUGAAGUUAAUGGACUCGGUAAUCUACUAAAAACAGCACCACCUCAGCCACCGUUUGGACAGUCAUUAGCUGAUGCCGCCACUGCUGGUGUCUGGAACAACGGCGCACUAUGGGUAGACUGGGAGAAACAGAAGAUGGGUAAUACUCUACGAUCCAUCGAAUCUCAUUUAAAAUAG
This is a messenger RNA of Maudiozyma barnettii, 378 nucleotides long. RefSeq names its product putative redox protein (gene FMP46). The record is from RefSeq and is a predicted model, not a curated record. The coding region runs from base 1 to 378 and encodes 125 amino acids. Gene Ontology annotation, molecular function: oxidoreductase activity. The transcript has a single exon. Gene Ontology annotation, cellular component: mitochondrion. NCBI's taxonomy places the organism in Eukaryota, Fungi, Ascomycota, Saccharomycetes, Saccharomycetales, Saccharomycetaceae.